This is a messenger RNA of Populus euphratica (Euphrates poplar), 1046 nucleotides long. RefSeq names its product MADS-box transcription factor 14-like. Gene Ontology annotation, molecular function: protein dimerization activity; DNA-binding transcription factor activity; RNA polymerase II transcription regulatory region sequence-specific DNA binding. Gene Ontology annotation, biological process: positive regulation of transcription by RNA polymerase II. NCBI's taxonomy places the organism in Eukaryota, Viridiplantae, Streptophyta, Magnoliopsida, Malpighiales, Salicaceae. Gene Ontology annotation, cellular component: nucleus. The transcript has 7 exons. Bases 71 to 676 code for a protein of 201 amino acids. The record is from RefSeq and is a predicted model, not a curated record.
UAGCAUUCCUUCAUCAUUAUUUAAUUUAAAUUAGGGUAAAAAUAAGGUGAGGUCGAAUUCUGGAUCGAGAAUGGGGAGAAAGAAAGUGGAGCUAAAGCGAAUCGAAAAGAAGAUCUGUCGUCAAAUCACUUUCUCGAAGAGGCGAAAUAGACUGAUCGAGAAAGCACGCGACCUCUCUGUUCUCUGUGACGUCCAAGUCGCUCUCCUCGUCUUCUCCAGUAGUGGCAAGCUGUAUGAAUUCUCUAGCGCCGGCAGUUUGGCCAAAAUCCUGAAACGUCACAGGAGUUAUUUCGAAGAGAAAACUGCAUUGUCUAAUGGUGCUAAUGAUGCAGAGCUAUAUCACGGUAAAUAUGAAAAAAAAAUCAAGUCGUAUGCCGAGCUGUUGCAGACAGUACAAAGUAUCCACAGGCAAGUUGGGAAUUCAAACUUCGAGGAGCUGACCUUAAGCGACCUAGAACAAACGGAGAUGCAACUUGAUGCUGCACUGAGACGUACGAGAGCUAGAAAGACGCAACUGAUGUUGGAAACAAUUAAUGCCCUCCAUGACAAGGAAAAGACACUAAGGGAGGAAAAUCAACGUCUACAGACGCAGGUCGUAGCCAUGAACAAUGAGACUAAUGGCAUGAUGUCUGGAUCUUUUGAACCACUAUUUGGUUUGCUUAAACAGCAGGUUUGAAGGCCGCACUGCAUACAAAGUUAAACUUGAUGCUGGAAUUGAUCGGAAUGGCAGACAAUCUGGCAGUCGCCUGCAUGAUCUUAAAUGCACAUGCGUUAGCAAAAGAUAUGUACCAUAUUGUUCUUGUAUUUCCAUUGCAGCUUCUCUCUUCACGGCAAUAUUGAGUGAGUGUGUAAAUUAAGUUUCCUCCUCACCUCCGAAGUCUCUCAGACGCUUAUCACCCGUGUCUCCUAUCAUAUAUAGUGGUACUAUUCAUUUCUUUUUCUGCAUGUUAUGAUGAGGAUCGGAUGCACAACGUUAUAUUGUUGAAUUCUGUAAUGACAUCAAAUAUAUAAAUAUGAAAAGCUUGUGGUAAAUAUUCAUUUGGAAA